This is a messenger RNA of Nematostella vectensis (starlet sea anemone), 4617 nucleotides long. Its product is annotated as ATPase MORC2. The transcript is spliced from 38 exons. Gene Ontology annotation, cellular component: nucleus. NCBI's taxonomy places the organism in Eukaryota, Metazoa, Cnidaria, Anthozoa, Actiniaria, Edwardsiidae. Bases 214 to 3312 code for a protein of 1032 amino acids. The record is from RefSeq and is a predicted model, not a curated record. Gene Ontology annotation, molecular function: zinc ion binding.
AAUCAUGUGACUCAAGUUUGUUUUUUUCCGGCCACGACUCGAGUUAUAGCAGGCAUGUGAGUCCUCGGUCAGUCCACAACAGAACUUAUCCCCACUACACCACGCAGCAGAGAGCGGCAAAAUCCUACGUCUUUACCAGAGCGAAGCCCUGACUCGUGGUCUGUCGUGUUUAGCUUUGAGCUAAAGCCGUUCGAGAUUUCAAAGAGAGUCAAAAUGAGUUCCUCAUCAGAUACGUAUGCCUCUAUCCGUCGUGCACAGCUAACUUGUGCCUAUCUUCACACUAACAGCACGACUCAUGAAUUCUUGUUUGGGGCCCUUGCGGAACUAGUGGACAAUGCCAGAGAUGCCUCAUCUAAAAAGAUUGAUAUUUAUACAGAACCAGCCGAGUCAUUCCGUGGAAAAUUUAUGCUUUGCUUUAAGGAUGACGGAGACGGGAUGGACCAAAGCGAAGUCGCCAACGUGAUCCAGUUUGGUCGUUCCAUCAAGCGGAAAGUGGACCAGCACAUGAUUGGCCAAUAUGGCAAUGGCUUGAAAUCGGGAACGAUGCGGAUUGGUAAAGACAUGUUAUUGUUCUCUAAAAAGAACAACACCUUAAAUUGUCUCUUCCUGUCGCAAACCUUUUUGAAGCAAGAAAAACUGGAUGACGUCGUUGUGCCAAUGCCAAGCUGGGAUGGGAGUACUAAGCAGCCAUUGUUGAGAGAAGGCGAAAAGCUUGCUGACCACCGGUUGGAGGUGGGAAUUAUCAUGAAGUACUCGCCUUUCAAGACCGAACAGGAUCUUCUUGAUGAGUUUGAUAAACUGAAUAAAACAGGGACUCUCGUCGUCGUGUAUAACAUGCAGACCAUGGAUAAUGGCGAACCAGAGCUAGACAUCGUGUCGGAUCCACACGACAUCAAGAUGGCGGACCCAAAUGCUGGAGAAAGAUACUGCGAGGACGAUUCUGUUCUUCCUGAGCGGAAGUCUUUCCGUGCAUACUCGGCCAUUUUAUACUUGGAUCCAAAGAUGAAGAUCUAUAUACAGCAUAAAAAGGUUCAUACAAGAAGGCUGAUCACGUGCUUGUAUAAGCCAAGAGAAUACCAGUUCACAUCAAGCAGAUUCAAACGACGAUCCGAGAAGGAGGCGGAUAAAGCUGAGGAAGAGUACAAACUCGCGCAAAGCAAUUGCCGCGAUGUCGUUGCUCAUAAAAAUGAGAUGGAGGAUCCAGCUAAUCUGUCAAAGAUGUCUAUGGCGGACCAAAGAAAACUAAAUAAAGAGGUUGCAGAAGCACAAGCCGAUGUGAUAAUGAAAAAGAAAACUGCUAUGAUGAAAAGAAAGUCAACAAAAGAUCCAAAGACUCUCAAGUUCAUGUUUGGUAUUAACCUGGAGAACAGGAAGUGCUGUGGUGUCAUGGUGUACAACUGCAGUCGGCUAAUCAAGCUGUACGAGAAAGUCGGCUGCCAAACGGAGGGUGGCAUAAAGGGCUAUGGAGUGAUCGGAAUAGUGGACAUACCUUACUUAGUUCUCGAACCGACACAUAAUAAGCAAGAUUUCGCCGAUCACAAGGAGUUCAAGUCACUCACGAGGGCGUUAGGGGAGCAUUUGGAUCAUUACUGGUCAGAAUGUCCUAUUGCCUCACAAGGUCCGAAGAAAUUUUGGGAGACAUAUGGUUACCUAAGCGAGAAGCUACAGGAAAGCCCCUCAAACGAGCCGAGAUACUUACGUAAACGCAUGAUGGAUUCAACGAUAUAUGUUCAAUGUGAUAAAUGCCUGAAGUGGCGGUCGCUGCCGUUCCAUUCUAGUCUAAUCGGUAAAGAUCUUCCCGAUGACUGGUGCUGCAGGAACCACCCAUUGAAUGAAUACAAACAUUGUCAUAAGCCUGAGCAAGCUGUUGAUAUUCCAAAAGCCACCUUGAAGAAAGUUGUUAAGACCGCCGAGGAAAAACGCGAAGCACUUGAGAAAGAGCUGAAAAAGAACCAGCAAAAACUGGAAGAACUACAGCGAAGAACAGGUGCCCAACCGUCUACAAGCAUGGAUGAAACGUCGCACAGGGCUGCAUCACCGCAGUCCGCCUCUGCUGCGACUAGGGUAUCAGGUAAUUCAAGGCAGCCUUCUCCCCGUCCGCGACAACCUCAGGCUACUCCUGCUCAAAGACAGCAACGCGUGGCAGCACCGCCACCGAAACAGGUUGCCAAGCCGACAAGAACACCUCAAGUACAAGCUCCUCCUCAAAGGGCUGCUGCGCAAAGAGCUACGAGGAACCUGAACGCAGAUAGCAACGCCAACGAAGCUUCACAAAGCCAGGGACAGAAGCGGCCGCUCACACUGCCUGUGAAACAGGAGGCUCAGUCAAGUUCCAAGAGGAAAAAGGAAGAUCCCAACAUGGAAUGGAGCAGUGACAGUGAACUCUCAGUGGCAAGCCCAGCUCCCUCGCCUUCACAACACUCCGUACCAGAUAUUGUUUCGUUGCAAGGGCGUUUGUGCGAAGGCAGAACCGAGAAUGACGAGUGGCACGUGGCUACAGUCAUCCAGGUCAAACAGAGCAAUAAUGGUGUAACUAAAGUCAAGGUCAAGUAUCGAGAUCACCCAAAGGAUAAAUUCGAUAAAUGGUACGUGUACCCAGGUCCAGAAAUCCACUUGCUAGAGCAGAAAGAUGGCCCUAUUUCACAAACGUCAGCGACGAUACCUACGUCACCAACAUCUGUCACAUCCCCUCGCUCAUCAGUCGCAUCUCCGCCAAGUCGCCAGGCGAGUCAACCCGCCAGCCCAGCUGUAGAGUUACCCAGUACAACCACUACCAUAGGGCUAGCCUGCACGGCAGCGGCUGUUACAAAUUUUGACAUGACGUCACCCGUCCGGUCACCGGACACUAACGUCUCGUCCUUCGCUGAACGUGAAGAGAUACUACAGCAGCUGGGCAGGUCGCUAAGGGACUGCUUGGUGUUCUUCAUCCCACCUGAUUACUCGGUCUCGAGAGAACAAAUACAUAGUUUGUCAUUGGAAGAACUUCGGGACUUCCCCAUGGCUGACUUCAAAUCGAAUUACGAGCGCCACCUGAAAGAGUUGGUAACGGAUUUACAAAAACGUGCAGAAGAGGCGGAGGGUAGGGUUGCAGAAUUAGAGAGGCAGAAGGCUGAAGUAGAACAACAGUUGGCUCAGACAAGCGACGCGAGAACCGAAGCUUGCAGAAAGCUCUCGGGACUUCGAAGAUCAGCCCGUCAGCUCAUCGUCGCAUUGCAUAGCGGGGACGUCCUGCCCGACUCUGACGAUGUGGACGUGGUUUUGGCCAAUAUAGCACAGGAAGCGGAAGAGCAGCAGCAUGUGUUAAACGGCUAACGAGGCGACUAUAACGUCCAGGAGGCGAGUGGGAUCCUCAACCUGUGUUGUCAGGUUGACAAGGGAUUGCGAUAACUCCUUCAUUUGCAUCUCGAUAUCUUGCCCGUGCCACGUAAUCGCCCAUUUUAAAAUAAGGUUGCACAGGAAAAUCCAUUUGUUGUAACCCACAGUUGCCCCCUAGGUAGCGUAUAAAUAGAUGAGUCCAUGAAGCAGUGCUCAUUACGACACAUGGAUUCACCGAGUGCAACCUUAUUUGAAAUAGGUGUAUACGUCGUGCGAUGACCAAGUCUGCAAGGAUUAACGAAGAUCUACAGUCCUCCUUAAGGGCUAUACGAGCUAUGAUCAGAGACGCCAUUCUAAUUGGAAGGUGAUCAACGACAGAAAACGUACCUUUUGUUUACUGAACGUUACAGAGAUUGAUAUUUCUGGGAACAAAUGAAGCCCUGCCAUUAGGGUUCUUGUAAUAGCGACAAUAAGCACGACAGACGACAGCACAGCAAAGAUCUUUUACAUAACUAGAUUACUACGGAUCAUGGCAAUAACAAAUGGUUGAUAAACUUCAACUACCGUCAUCAAAGGACAAAAGAAACGAUCGGUCAAUGGAGCUGCUCGCGGUAAUCAGGAAAAUUCAUCAAGGUAUCUCACCUGGUACUUUUGUUUCCGUCUGGGAGCUGUGAAUGGAAUUAAGCGAGGUAGCUGUAAAUACCACUGUGAUAGAACAAAUAGGCAAGUGAGUUGCCUUACUUAAAAUGACUUCAUUCUAUCACAAGGUACUGCCCACUGGUUACACAUUUGACUAUAGAUGUACCUCGAUACAAAGCAGGAACUCCUGGCAACCACUGCCAACAAGGUUCUUCCUCAAUGCCCAUAAAGGCAUUGAAUGCAAGAUAAGGUAAUUACCGUGGAUAUCUCAGAUGAAAACAAACUCACUGUUGCGAGUAAAUGGGAUCCUGAUCUACGGAUAAUCAUCCUAAUAAGAUGGAAUUAUCAAUCGUCAUCCAGAAUGUGCAUAGUUAUAUUAACGAGUGCCAGCAGUUGUUGUUCAUAUGAAAUUGAAAUUCGUAUUAAUUUAUAUAUAAUUCAUAUGAUAUUUUAACAUUGUCACUUCGUUGUACAUUUUAUUUGACACGCACCGCAUGUUUUUUUAUAUAUAUAUAUAAAUUCUUGGUCUGACAAUGUUUUGAUAAAUAAAUUCAUUAAAGAACCUUUUCCGCAUCUGGCGAAUUCGUAGCCAGAUUCAUAGAAAAGAUUCAGAUUGAUAGAAAAUGUUUCAGUAGUGGAUAAGAACAAUGGUUAAAACAAACC